Molecule: messenger RNA, 1029 nt
Organism: Metschnikowia bicuspidata var. bicuspidata NRRL YB-4993
Lineage: Eukaryota; Fungi; Ascomycota; Pichiomycetes; Serinales; Metschnikowiaceae
Gene: SUR2
Product: sphingosine hydroxylase
Exons: 1
Coding region: 1-1029 (342 amino acids)
Biological process (GO): lipid biosynthetic process
Molecular function (GO): iron ion binding; oxidoreductase activity
Source: RefSeq, a predicted model, not a curated record
AUGUUUGCUCCCCCACAAAACUUCUCUUCGAUGCUUGCAUCUCCUCACGAACCCGUGAGUUUUGCCAUGAAGAAACCGGACUUGAUUCCGGGUAUCUCGGAUGGCGUUUUGGCGCUUCUUUCGCCCGUGAUUGCGUACUGGACCUACGCUACCUUUUUCCAUAUCAUCGAUGUUUACGAGUUGGCGGAAAAGUACCGUAUCCACCCGAGCGAAGAGGAACAGGCACGCAACAAGGCGUCCCUUAAGGACGUGCUAUAUGACGUCGUCAUCCAGCACAUAAUCCAGACUAUCGUUGGGUAUGCAGUCUAUCGGUACGACGAGCUUCCGACAACGGGCCACGAACUUCAUAGUAUGUGGAACUUGAGGCAAACCUUGUUUCCUACCUUUGUUCCUGACUCCUUUGUAUGGUAUGGCUACAUGUACGGGUGGUCGUUGCUCCGGUUGUCCAUUGCGCUCUGUAUCAUAGACACUUGGCAGUAUUGGCUCCACCGCACCAUGCACACAAACAAAGUCUUGUACCGCCGCUUCCAUUCCCGGCAUCAUCGCUUGCACGUGCCUUACUCUUAUGGUGCUCUUUAUAACGACCCGGUAGAGGGCUUUUUGCUAGACACUGCGGGUACCGGGCUCGCUGCCAUUGUUCUUGCGCUCAGUCCCAGAGAGUCGUUGGUUCUUUACACUUUUGCGACCAUGAAGACUGUAGACGACCACUGCGGCUACAGAUUCCCCUUCGACCCGUUCCAGUUUUUGUUUCCUAACAACGCUUUGUACCACGACAUUCACCACCAGAACUGGGGCUUCCGUUCCAACUACUCACAGCCUUUCUUCACUUUCUGGGAUAAACUCACGGACACCCAGUACAAAUUUGUCAGCGAGUAUCAAGAACACCAGAAGCAAAUCACGUUGCAGAAGUACAAAGAGUUCUUGGAAAAGAGAAAACAGAACAAACUGAGCAAGGACAUGGCAGCGUCCGAUAGCACUGACAGCGAUAUUCUGGAGACGCAAGCCAAGAUAUCAAAAAAGAUGCAAUGA